UUGACUCUCUCUAUGACGUUUUGAGGCCGAAGAAGGUUUGAAGUUGAAGAGUGAAAGCCUCUUAAAAAGUUCAAGUGUCCUGAACCUGUCGAUUGCUAGGGCGCAAAAGACGCGCCAAAAUCAAUGGGCGCCAUGGAGGUAGAACGUCUGGUCCUGAAGUCGACUUUUGUCAAGGAGAGUCUGUCAAAGAGCGAUGCAAUGACCACGGAGAUGAUCAACAUUCUCAGCUCGUUUGACGAGCAAUUGUCCUCUCUUGAAGCAGCAAUGCGGCCAACGCAGAUUCGCACACACGCCCUUACCAAGGCGCACCAGAACAUCGACAGCACCCUGCACGCAGCAGAGUCCGUUCUGGCGCAGUUUGACGUCUCCCGCCAGGUCGAACCCCGCCUUCUCGAGGGCCCUCGCGGCGAUUUUGACGGCUACUUUGCGGCGGUCGAUCAGUUGCAGACGGCUGUGGACUUCUUCACGCAGAACCGGAGUUACAAGAGCAGCGACGCUGCGUUGCACCAUGCGAAAGGGCUGUUGAACAAGGCGCUGGGCAAACUAGAGGAGGAGUUCCGGCGCAUGCUCGCGGCCAACAGCAAGUCGCAGGACCCCGCCGCCCUCUUCGCGAUGCUUCCCGAGAAGUACAAGCCCACACCCGCCGCCUCCAGCUCCGACACCAUCGGCUCCGCCACCUCACGGAAACCCCCCCCUGAACCGCAGCCCCCCACCCCCCCGAAACGAUCGAAACUCUCCAACUCCUGCCCGCAAACGUCAUUCCGCAAUUGCACGGAAUGGCGAAGCAGCUCCUGGCGGGGGGCUUCUCGCAGCAGUGUACGAAGGGCUACAAAGACGUGCGGGGCGCGACGAUUCUGCAGAGCCUGA
Klebsormidium nitens is the source of this 867-nucleotide messenger RNA. The record is from the annotation of a GenBank genome assembly. NCBI's taxonomy places the organism in Eukaryota, Viridiplantae, Streptophyta, Klebsormidiophyceae, Klebsormidiales, Klebsormidiaceae.